CCUGGCAGGCAGGCUUGCCUGGGAGGGAUCUGCCGUCAAAGCCACCCAGGAAAGGAGGCCUGAUACGCUCAUUAAUAUUCCGAACUAGUGACCCUUCUUUUUCUUUCCACCCCUCGCCUUUCUCUGGGCGCUCCAGCCUCUCCCCGCCGCGGAUGGCUGCAGCCCCCUCCAGCUGAGUCAGUCCUCCCUCCCCGCAGCAUUGCAGCACCUCCGCAGCUCCUGCGCUCCUUCCUGCUCCUGCAGCACCGCUCCGCUCCCGCCGCAGCAUGGCCAGCACCGUCUCAGCCUACAAGGAGAAAAUGAAGGAGCUGUCUCUGCUCUCCCUCAUCUGCUCCUGUUUCCACACCCAACCCCAUCCCAACACCAUCUACCAGUAUGGAGAUAUGGAGGUGAAGCAGCUGGAUAAGAGGGCAUCAGGCCAGAGCUUCGAAGUGAUCCUGAAGUCCCCUUCAGAUUUAUCCCCUGAGAGCCCAAUCCUUUCCUCCCCUCCCAAGAAGAAGGAUCUGUCCCUGGAGGAGCUCCAGAGGAGGCUGGAGGCUGCAGAAGAGAGGAGGAAGACCCAGGAGGCGCAGGUGCUGAAGCAGCUGGCGGAGAAGAGGGAACACGAGCGGGAGGUGCUGCACAAGGCGCUGGAGGAGAACAACAACUUCAGCCGCCUGGCCGAGGAGAAGCUCAACUACAAGAUGGAGCUGAGCAGGGAGAUCCGUGAGGCACAUCUCGCUGCCUUGAGGGAGCGGCUCCGCGAGAAGGAACUGCACGCAGCCGAAGUCCGCAGGAACAAGGAACAGCGGGAGGAGAUCUCUGGAUAAAGGGCUUUUCUACACAUCUAGCACCUGAUUCCUAUUAACAAACCAACCAAUCGACCAACCAACACAUUUUAUUUUGUUUGUCUAGAUGUGACAUUUGGUCCUUCAUUCCCCCUCCCCGGUGUUUGUCCCCAGCUACACGCUUCUCUCUGCAUCCCUAAUCGUCAGUGCUUGUGGGGAUUCACAGAUCAUAGGGACCUCUAAGCAGAAUAGCAGCUAGUUCACAUCAAAUAGAGAAUCAAAUCAGUUGACCAGUCAAUCAAACAGCUUCUUUGGAAGGUUUUGUCCUUUUUUAAAAAAAAAAAUAUUUCUUAAACUCAUGUAAAAAAAAAAUCCAAACAAAGAUAUUAAUAAAUUCAACCAGCAGUGUCACAGAGAUACAGAUUUCUUAUCUGGGGCUUUUCCUCCUCUUGGUGUUUGCUCUGAGCCAAAUAUCAGUUUCAGAAAAAUGGGAAGUAAGUGAUCAUUUCUGUGUGUGAAGUAAAAUAGGGAGCAGCCCCGUUUGCCCGUGGUAGGAGAGAGGAAGGAGAGGGAUGGAUGGCUCAGGAGCCGCAGUGUGCAGAUCCCCCAUCUCUUGGCUGCCUCCAGAGCCAGCCCAGGCAGGCAGUGACCCACAGUCCUCAUCUUUGGGUGAUUUUUGAGAGCCUGUGUGGAAGCAGCUGAGGGGGUCCACCCAAAGCUUGGUGCCAGGUGCCACAUCACAGCAAGUCCCUGUCACAGUGGGCACUGCCUGAUGCCCUGGUUGGCCACUGAGCUGCCCUCUCCCUGGCUGAGCGGGGACUGAGGUCUUGGCCACUCUGCCCGGGAGAGCCACAGGUGGUGAUUGCAUUCCCAGCUCCGUGGGAGCCCUGGGAGAGGACCUUCAUCCUCUGUGGGCUCCUCAGUGCUCCCACAACACAGGAUUCCACUCGGUUAGGAAAGCAAAUCCAACAGAGACGGGGCGUGGUUGUGAAACAGCCUUUUAGUGAACAGAAUAAUCCUUCCCUCUUUCCAGAGAUGGAUGUGGCUCUUUGGGGCCAUCACAGGGCAGAUUGCUGGAGACCAAAUCCCAGGGCUCUUUGUUGAUCUCCACAGAAUUCCCAGCUGGAUGUGGGAGGGAUCCUUCCAUGGCCAUGGCUUGAUGUCAGGGGACUCUGCUCCUAAAAGGAAGGGCUACCUUACUCCCAAACCCCUCCUCCUGGGCUGUGGGGAGGACAGGGCUGUUAAAAAGCUCCUGUGCUGUCAGUGACAAAAGAAAAUUAGAUUUAGGGCAAAGAAGGAAACUGAGGGUUGAAUUUCUUAACAGUAGCUAAUGAUCAGUUAAUAGUAGCAGCUGUCUUAGAUAAGCAUCUGUGUAGAGCGCGGCAUCACCGUCAGCAUCACCUCAUCCAUAUAGUGACGAGAAAUUUUAAAAAGUUUAAAAAAAAAAUUUAAAAAGUACUUUAAAUGAAAUGUUUGUGUGUAAGAAAUGGUUGAAACCGUCAAAUGUCUGUGUCCCGCGUUGGUGGGAUCUGAGAAGGUAUCUGCGAGAUAUUAACCCUGUCCUACUCUCUGUGGUGCUGAGUGUUUGCUUGGUGUGUAAUUCUGACCUGGAGCUUGUUGUAAAUACUGUUUUUAGUACUAUGAUUAUUAUGAUUAUUAUUAUCAGAAAUGUUGUACUCAUGAGCAAGAGUUGAAAAUAAGAGAAAUGGCCAUUCUCACUCUCUCCUGGGGGCUCAGAAGGAGUCAGAGGCUGGGCCAGGCGAAGGCAGGGAGCCAGUGGGAUGCUGGACAGAGAGUAGCUGGAAAACGUUGGAAUUGGGAGCUGGAGGCAGCCGAGUCCUGCAGGCAGGGCGGUGAGAGCGGGGACGGCUGCUCCUCAUGCUGGGAGGAGAAGGAAGGGCUGAGAGGAAGAGUAGAGGUGAUGCUUCAAUUCUAGCACAUAUAAUUAGUGUUGAUCCAAACCUCCCCGUGUGGAGGUUCCAGGUGGUGCCCUGCAACCCUGCUGAAGCUGCAGGAUCUGUCAGGUUUAGCAUGUGCUGGAAGAGAGAUGGUCAGUAACAGGUUGUGCCGGUCAGAGCCGUCCUCCCGAACAGCUCCUGAGUCUCCAGGCUCAAUUCCUGCCUGGAUCUUCCCUCUCGGUCCCUUGUGCUGCCCCACGCCCCUCUCCUCCCCCUCCCUGGAGCCCAGAUGGGUCUCAAGUUGGGACUUAUUCUUGCAAUAGCUUUUCCUGGCAAAAAUUCCCAUGGCAAGUGCUGAAUGGCCUGGCAGAUGGUCCUUGUGCAGGUGUGAGCACUGGGAAACGAAUUUUUCUCCUCUCCCUCAGGUUGGUGCAGUGAGGGACAGUGGAUAUGGCUGGAAAAUAUGUUACUGCAGGAUAAGCUCCUGCACCAGAGGAGCAGGGACGCGCACAUUGGUAAUGUCAGGUAGCUGCUGCAGAGACACGUUGUGCCAAGGAAACUGCCUCACCUGUGGGGCCAGAGGCUUUACGUGUCGCAGAGCCAUGUUUGCCUGGUGCAGAUGGAUGGAGUAGGGAUGUUCAGGAGCUUGUCCAGUGCCACGGGGCACUAUCAGGGAAAUGUGUGACUGCUUUGGCUGCGUGGUGUUGGCUGGAUGAGGAGUGUCCACCCACUGCUCCAAACCCAUCGUGGCCAGGAGCUCAUGCAGCACUGUGCCCAACCUGCAGCAUGUGGCACGAGCCAGGAUCAUGGUUAUUCCAUGCCUUUCCAUAUCCCUUCAUGCUAUUGGCUGUGUGCAGCUGCAUACUUCAUGCCUCAAUUGAGACUAAUUAAGUAUCCUCAUUAACAUCCUUACUGCCCCAGCCUGUGUCAUUCCUGGAGCAUUCCUACGUACUGUGGUUGUGGACACGGCAUGCAAAACCCCACAGUUCUUGGGGUCACCUUCCUUGUGGUGGGGCUUGAGGUCUCCACUGAUUCCUGAAGGCGUUUAUGAAUUGAGUUCUGAACUGACAGUUUUCAGCCCCGUUUUUGCAGCAGCAUAAGGACAUGGGAAUGUGCCUUGUAGGGGGAGCAUCCUCAGGGCACCCACGGUGUCCCUGCCUGGACCUCGAGUGUGGCAGUGGUGUGAGGGAGGAAAGUCAGGAGGGUGACAUCAUUAUGUGCAUGCACAGGCCUUCCAAGAGCCCUUCUGGAGAAGAGCCUCAGAUUCGGGCAAGACUGAGGAGCUGAAGCUAAAUGAGCUCCCAGCUGGCACCAACAGCCGGGCGAUGGGUGAAGCUGUAGGAAGCUGGGACAACCGGCCUCACAGCCCAAAUUACAGCUCUGUGCCUGCAUUAUCCUGUACAGCAGAGCUCAGCUCUGUCUGUAAAUAGGCACUUCCAAGGAUGCUGGCCCCUCUGACUGCUUCUGGACUGAGCCUUGUCUUAUUAUUUUGGAGUCAUUAAAAAAUCUUGCUCUAACCCAGUUGUGGGGUUGUUUUUGAGUUGACCUUCCAGGGCCGGUGGGAGUUGACGAUUGCAUGCAUCCUACCUCGGGGGUAGGUCAGUAUUGCUGCUCCCUUUCAAAUGUAAACUUCAGCUUGCUUGCUUUAGCUUAGCCCAGCGUGACUCUCUGGCCCUGGCUCUGCAAUCCUGUCUCAUGGGGUUCAUUAUAUCCCUCCCAUGGCAUUCCUGUCCUCCUCGCAGUGGCUGUGCACCCGGCUGUGCACACGCGCACAGAAACGCAUCCGUGGAAAUGAUAUAUGCACAUACACUCUGAUACCACUUGAAAUGAGUCAGGGAAUGGCUGUUUACGGUGCUAGAGAUUUCUUACUCCCCAUGCUAGGGACGAGAUGACAUAGUAAGACCAAUAAACUCCACCUUUGUAGUCAGUUGUCUUCAAGUAAAGCAGCAGAGGCGCACUGGCCCACGCCUACGUGUGGGUGGUCCCUGGUCCCCGGGCUGCAGGGACGCAGGGGACAGCUGGGCAUCCUUGCUCUGGCAUCUCCUCUGCCUCAGUUUCCCACACCCUUUGACAAGGGGACACAGACGCUCCCUCCCCACGGGGACCGCGGGAGAGCCGAUGCCUCCACGUCUCUAAAGUGCUCUGAAAUGGAAAGUACCAAAGUACAGAGUUGGGAUACGCAGCUGUGUGCCCCGGGAGGAACACCCUGGCCCAUGGCUGCAGGAGAGGGUUGGAAGAUGACUGUGUGGGCACAGGGCUGAGCUGUCACCCCGGGGCUCAGCACCCUGGCUGUCCUCUGGGCAGGAUGUGCUCCUCCUGCCACAGCCGGGGUCACCGUCCCCUGUGCCGGGUGGGGAGCUGGCACAGAGUCAUGGAAAGACUUUCCAUCCCUAACAGAGCCUUGUCUGGUUCCCUUCGGUCUGCCACGUGCAUUUCAUUGUCAACUUGAGGUUGUUGUUGUGCAAAAGAAGUGAUUAUGAAAAAAAAUAAAGGAAAAAAAAAGAAAUAAAGUUGGUAUGAAACCGUA
Molecule: messenger RNA, 5192 nt
Organism: Corvus hawaiiensis (hawaiian crow)
Lineage: Eukaryota; Metazoa; Chordata; Aves; Passeriformes; Corvidae
Gene: STMN3
Product: stathmin 3
Exons: 5
Coding region: 267-809 (180 amino acids)
Biological process (GO): regulation of microtubule polymerization or depolymerization; microtubule depolymerization; neuron projection development
Cellular component (GO): neuron projection; cytoplasm
Molecular function (GO): tubulin binding
Source: RefSeq, a predicted model, not a curated record